Bufo bufo (common toad) is the source of this 2165-nucleotide messenger RNA. It is a transcript of the gene MMP25, whose product is annotated as matrix metallopeptidase 25. Gene Ontology annotation, molecular function: metalloendopeptidase activity; zinc ion binding. The record is from RefSeq and is a predicted model, not a curated record. NCBI's taxonomy places the organism in Eukaryota, Metazoa, Chordata, Amphibia, Anura, Bufonidae. Gene Ontology annotation, biological process: collagen catabolic process; proteolysis; extracellular matrix organization. Bases 150 to 1793 code for a protein of 547 amino acids. The transcript has 10 exons. Gene Ontology annotation, cellular component: extracellular matrix.
GGGUGGGGUCGGGGCGGGGGAUUGGAUACAUUGUCACUCACCAUCACCCGAUGAUACUUUGUAUCUAGGCUGGAGCGGAGGUCGCACCGGAGUCGCAGGAGGAUCGCACAGGAGUCGCAGGAUGCGCGCAGGGAGCCGUCGGUGAGAGGAUGCUUGUCGCCUGGAUCCUCGGGCUGUGUGUGGCCGGAGCCGGGAGCCGCCCCAGCGCCAGGGACCUCAGCUCCGGGAUGGACUGGCUGACGCGGUAUGGCUACCUACCUCCCCCGGACCCCUACUCUGCGCAGCAGCAGACGCUGGACGGACUGAGGGACGCGGUGAAGACCAUGCAGAGAUUUGCCGGCCUGAGGCCGACUGGGAUUCUGGAUGACGACACCAUCGCCAUGAUGCACAAGCCUCGCUGCUCUCUUCCUGACAUCAUCUUGGCUUCUGGGUAUCAGAGACACCGGAGAAAGCGAUACGCUGUGAGUGGGUCCGUGUGGCAGAAGAGCCACUUGACCUGGAGGGUGGACAGUUUUCCAGUUUCUCUCUCCCAAGAAACCACAAGACAACUGAUUGGGAGCGCCCUGUACACGUGGAGCCGGGAGAGCAACCUCCACUUCGAAGAGACCAGGGCUGGAGGGGCCGAUAUCCGGGUCAGCUUCGUGCAGGGGUCCCACGAUGACGGCUACCCAUUCGAUGGUCCCGGAGGGACUCUGGGCCAUGCUUUCUUUCCUGGUGUAGGUUCCAGUGCUGGAGCCACUCAUAUGGACGCUGAUGAGUCGUGGACAUAUAAUGUGGCCGAGGGGACGGAUCUGUUUGCAGUGGCCGUGCACGAGUUUGGACAUUCUCUGGGGUUGUCCCAUUCAUCUGCAGAGAAUUCCAUUAUGAAGCCGUACUACCAAGGAACGGUGGGUGAGCACCGGAGAUACAGGCUCCCCCCCGACGACGUGCAGGGGAUCCAGGCAUUGUACGGGAAAAGAAGUGCGCACCCAGGAGCUGACGCUCCUCCUGCGCCAACCCAGCGCUACAUUCCACCCCGAGGACCUACAUACCGGCCCCGUCUCCCGUUCCCGGACCGCUGCUCCACCCAUUUCGAUGCUGUGGCCAACAUUCGAGGAGAAGUUUUCUUCUUUAAGAGUCGGUACUUCUGGCGGGUACAAGCUACGAGGCAGCUGGUCUCCCUAAACCCCGCUCAUCUGGGGAACUUCUGGCUGGGGCUGCCUCCUGAUCUGACCAGGGUGGAUGCGGUCUAUGAAAGAGCCAACGACAGCAAGAUCGUGUUCAUUGCAGGAGGCAAUUACUGGGUGUUUAAGGACACUUUGGUGGAGCCCGGGUACCCACGACCGCUCACGGAUUUUGGGCUGAACACCGAUGGAGUAGAUGGAGCUUUUGUUUGGAAGCACAAUAAGAAGACGUACUUCUUCAGACACAACCGCUACUGGAGAUUUGAUGAGCGGCAGGGGAGGAUGGACCCCGGUUACCCUCGUGACAGUAACCUAUGGCUAGGGCUGCCCAGUGACGUGGAUGAUGUCAUCAGCUGGACAGAUGGUCACACGUACUUCUUCAAGGGCCCCCAGUACUGGAAGUUCCAGGAUGGUCAGGUAGAGGCUGACCCAGGUUACCCCCACAGCAUUGCCCUAAACUGGAUGUACUGUGCAGCGGCAGCUCCUCCAGAACCCACUCAAGAACCCGAAGGACGAGGUCAGAGAGACUGCAACUGCCAGUGCCCAGCAGGGAGCGGCUCUGCUCCUCCAGCUGCCAGGGCCUGGCUCAGCGUGGCGCUCGCACUAACCCUCCUGGCUGGCACCCUGUAAGGCCAAGAACAACAACGCGCACAGAUCUGGGCUUUGCCUAAACUUUUAUUGACAGAAAGAAUUCUUGCUGUACAGAUUUCAAAAAAGGGGGGAAAAAAAAAUAAAAAUAAGACAAAAUAAACACAACAGAAGAUUCACGGAUUCAAUUCACAUUUUACAAAAUCGUCUAUGCUUAACGAAGGAGGGCAGAAGAAUGGGCACCAUCACCAAGCGGGAGGGGUGGGAGCCACGCUGGGCGAUGAGCUGGCACAUCGCCAUCACACAGGACUCCAGCCACAUCCUGCCGCCGGUCGCACGGGCAUCCACAGCGGUCUUAAGGUUUCCUCAAACCCCCAAAAAAGGGGGUCGACCUGCAGCGACCGCAGGAGAGAA